GCGGCGGACAGAGCCUCCUACAUCUAGAACUGGUCUCAGAUCUCGAAAUUCCGGUACAAUUAACUAGAUUUCCCAAUGGCGUGCCGGAGAGUAACCCGGAAGAGAAACAAUGGAGACUGCGCUGCGCGUUGUGACCUAACGGGCGUUGUGGGUUCAUUCCCGUGGGUUCAAUGCCGAGAGAGCCUCCUAAAUGUAUGACAACAUCGCAACAUAGCGCAGCACGUUGAGUCAAGCGUCGGAGUUCUUGAGGUGCGUUUCUGCGAGAUGGUAAUGAUGGACUUGGCUUUACGUAGCGAAGACUGGCGUCGCGUUUUGCAUAAAGAGGAAGAGGCUUCCGCAUUGGAAAAAGCAGACACAGGCUUGAACAGCUUCAACCUCAUCUUCUGUACUCCUAGUCAUUUCAUCAACCUACAUCAAUCAUGCCUAGUUCUUCGCAACAGCCUCUUCGCCAGUCGGGCAUCUAUCGCAACCUGCCCACCUUUGACUCGAGCGCAAAGGAUCUCAAGGCCAUAGUAUGCGGAGCGACUGGAAUCUCUGGAUUUAACACCAUCCGCUCUCUCCUCGAUACGUCCGACCGCUGGUCCAAGAUCUACGCUUUAUCCCGCUCGCCAAUCUCCAAAGAGCUCCUCGCCUUCCUCACAGACGAGCAGCGCGCCCGCCUGCAGCACAUCUCCAUCGACCUAAGCUCCUCCAGUGAUGAAAUCGCCAAAUCGCUCAAAAAAGCAGGCGCAGAAGCAGACUACAUCUUCUACUACGCCUACCUUCCGCCAGGCAACGGAAAAAGCGACAUGGACCCCAGUUCCGCCACCGCUCUAAUCGAAGCCAACGUGCCCCCCUUCAAAAACUUCCUUGGCUCCCUCCCAAUCGCCAACAUCAAGCCCAAACGCUUCCUCCUACAGACGGGAGGCAAGAACUAUGGCAUGCACAUUGGCCGCGGCCGCAACCCCAUUGUCGAAUCAGACCCCCAGCCCAAACACCUCAGCCCAAACUUCUACUACCACCAAGAAGACCUGCUGUUCAAGUUCUGCGAAGAACACCCCGAGACAGACUGGAACAUCAUUAUGCCCGCUGCUGUCAUCGGCGCCGUGCAAAGCGCAGCCAUGAACACGUUCCUAGCAUACGGUGUCUACGCCGCUGUACAAGCGCACAGGAAGCAACCUCUUCAGUACCCAUCCGACUUCCACAGUUGGCAGUCUGGGUACACGCAUUCCACCGCGCGUCUGACCGGGUACCUGAGUGAAUGGGCGGUGCUGGAGGACUCAGCGAAGAACCAGCGCUUCAAUGCUCAAGACGGCGAGCUAAUCAGCUGGGACCGCUUCUGGAACGAGCUGGGCCGUUGGUUCGGCGUCGACACUGUGCUUGGUCCUGAGGAAGACGAGUCAAAGUACGAGAGCAAGUACUUCGCUGGCGGAAAAGACUGCCCACUAGGCUACGGGCCCCCCAUUGAGCUCAAAUUGGCCCAUUCGCUGUGUAAAUGGGCGGAGGACCCUGCGGUCCCAAAGGCUUGGAAGGAGAUGAUGAAGCAGUCGGGUGGGCAGCUGACAGUCAACAUCCCCGAGACAGAUAAGCAGACGUUGGUUAUGGCGGACUUUUCUUUUACGUUUCUGGGUACGUUGUCUGGGACCAAGGUGCGCAGAUUUGGGUUCAGUGGGUUUGUAGAUACGAUGGAGAGUGUCUUUGAGACGUAUCAGGAUAUGGCGAAGCUGGGUAUGUUGCCGCCUAUGAAGGUUGAUGCUGCGAGGCCGCUUGUAUAGGGGUGGUUGGUGUUCGUUUCUUGUCAGUUUGGCUCUUCGCUCAUCACUAAAAGUCCU
Alternaria rosae is the source of this 1811-nucleotide messenger RNA. RefSeq lists its product as uncharacterized. Bases 420 to 1754 code for a protein of 444 amino acids. NCBI's taxonomy places the organism in Eukaryota, Fungi, Ascomycota, Dothideomycetes, Pleosporales, Pleosporaceae. The transcript has a single exon. The record is from RefSeq and is a predicted model, not a curated record.